This is a messenger RNA of Bursaphelenchus xylophilus (pine wood nematode), 3676 nucleotides long. NCBI's taxonomy places the organism in Eukaryota, Metazoa, Nematoda, Chromadorea, Rhabditida, Aphelenchoididae. The record is from the annotation of a GenBank genome assembly.
AUGAUCUCACAGACAGCUCGUUAUAUUUAUGCCAUUCGGCACGCCGAACGUGAAGAUAACAUUAACCGAAAUUGGCGACCUGCGCCCGGCGAUUCCCAUGAUAAUCCUCCACUCUCGGCCAAGGGACGAUUACAAGCCGAGGAUCUCAGAGCAUAGUAGGUCACAAUUUGAAGAUUUGUAAAAUACGCGCUUCCAUGUUAUUUUCAGUUUCGCCGACAAAGAUAUUGAAGCAAUUUUCGUUUCCCCAUUUGACAGAGCCAUUGAAACCGCUUCAAUUUUGGUUGGAGACAAGAACAUAAAUAUUCUUGUGGAACCAGGGAUGUGUGAGGUAAACAAUUUUUUAUUUUACAAUCCACUUUUGUAAAACAAUUACAUCUGAUGUCAUGAUUUAUAUAAUUUUGGCUUCAGUUUCCAUAUUUCUAGUCUAUUUAUGUCAUUUAUGAGAAUCUUAGGUCACGCUGAGCUUAAUGAAAGUAAUUUGGCUAUUAAAACUUCAAAUUUUUUUAAAUUCCCGCCAUUUCUGGCAUUGUGUUGUAGCGGCCGUUAAGGCGUUUUUCGGUCGUUUUAUAGCUCUUGUAGGGAAGAAAAUGAUGUUUUGUAUUAGGUUGAUUCAAAAGUUUUUCCACAUUUUUUUAUGACACUUCAAAAUAAAAUUCCUGGAGCCUGAUUGAAUCUACGUUAAAACUGAAAGCAUAGAUGUAUGGGGCAGAACAUUGCAAAAUUUUUGAUUCGUAGCAUUUUAUUUUCUACAAGCUUCCUUUCAGAAUAUUUCAAAAAUACUAAAAAUUUCUCCGUUUGUGUCAUGGUGAAUAUCCCGGGCCCUAGCAAUUUUCCAGCCCACUAAAAAGUCUCGGGUUUUGGGUUAUUCGUACUGGGGAUGGCUGUAGUUUCUUCUGAAUUUAUUGCUCUACCUAUAUCUACACUGACGUUUUUUGUAGCAUCCCAUAAAGUUGGCCGAAGAGCCGAGCUACCGAUCAAAAGCAGAUUUUUAAAAAUUUUUUGAAAGGAGUUAGACUUUUUUGACUCGGCUGCCAUUCAGGUUGUACAAAGACAGUAUGCUGAUGAUACAUUCAAAAAGUCACCAACUGAAAUUGCCUUAUAAGGUAGAAAAGUAGCAUAAACUGCACUUUUAGGCGAAUUUUUGUAAUUUUUUUACUGGUAUGGCAAGAGGACCUUCAGCUUAGCGCGUCUAGCAACUGAUAGUGUAUGUCAUGUAGGAUCAAUUAUUUAUUAAAUAACUAGAAUACCGGGCGAGAAUAAUGAACAGAAAACGUUUUUGUAAAAAUCCCCUAACUUUUGUAAAAUAUUGGUAGAUUAGAAAGAUUCGAUUUUUCUGCCGCAUAGCUAAAGCUAGCGCGAAUGUUUAGCAUUGGCGUUGUAGUGCUACUCAUACACUACAAUAACAGAAAGCGUUAUCUCUUAGUGCUUCUAAUAGCUGCGUCUACAGGGUCUACUUUUGCCAGACCCUAAUUUUUGAUUUUUCGCACUAAAAAUUUUUCGACUAGCCCUAUAGCAAAUUGUCCUCGAUGCCAUAGAGAUUACAUACAGGCAUACCAUAUUCUAGAAUAUUAAGAAGAUACAGCCACUCUAGACGUAACGCCGGCGGUUUACUUUUUCUUCCUUCGAGUAGUUAAGGUUUAACACGGCGCUACUACUACAAAUUGCUAAGUUGUAAAAAGUUAUUAAUCUACUAUAAUCUACAAACAGCCCUCUUUCUAACAAGAUAUAUAUCAGGCCCACUGGCUUUGGUCUAAAUUUUUUAAAAUUUUUUAAAGACAUGUGGAAAAACUUUUGAAUCAACCUAAUAUCUUAUAAAUACACUCCAUUUCAAAAUGAUAGACACGCCUAUAAAAUUUUCAAUUGCGGUGUCGGGGUUCAGUUGACGGAUACGAAACCUUAACAGGUUGAAAGAGGAGGUUUGAAAACCUACACAUACAAAUAAAUUUUCUCAUUGCACUGUAAUUGCACUUUACACAAAAGAUUUUCCAAAUUUUGGGUGUUUCAAAAUGAUAGACACGGCUGCUAUUUUUGCUAAAAACUUGGGAAUAUGGGCCCCAUAGGGCCUGAAAUUUUUAGCAUGACUGUAUUGCAACUGUAUGGACUUAACUGAGCUCAAAAAGCCCAAAUUUUUAUGCAAUUGUCCCGGGAUUGCACAUAUACCUCCAUUUUGUGCAAUCUGGCCUGCAUCUGUCAGAAGUCCACUUUCCAUGGGCACAGACAGUGCAGAUGCGACCUAUGGUAUGUAAUGGAGUAGAUCCAGUCAGUUUUCACCAGUAUGCAACACAAAAAUGCGUGGAAAUUGCAACGAAAACUGAUUCCGCAGCGAAAGUCGUCACUUUUAAAGCUUCUCAAGCGGGUGCCUGUGGUUUGCACAACCAAAAAAGCUCUGAACUAUCUUGAAAAACCACAUACAAACGUUAUUACAUAAUCCUUAUGUCCAGGUUCAGUCGGGCCAACGCCAAAAAACGUCAAGUUUCCAAAAAGCCCUUUUUGACCCAUUUUUAAGCCUAUUUCGCAUAGAUUCACAAAAGAAUGGUGCACUGCGGACCUGCUGAAGCAAUACUGCACAUGCUACCGUGCUAAACGUAUUUGCAAAAACCUAAACAUUCCAGCCAAGAAGUUUUUCUUCGCAUCUAGCUUGUUUCGAAACGUAGGGUAGCCUUCAAAGCUGACUAUGUCGCAGCGGAAGCAGUUUUUGUUGCAAAUGCCACCCAUUUUUUUGUCGCAUACUGGGGAAAACUGACUGGAUCUACUCCAUUACAUACCAUAGGUCGCAUCUGUACUGUCUGUGCCCAUGGAAAGUGGACUUCUGACAGAUGCAGGCCAGAUUGCACAAAAUGGAGGUAUAUGUGCAAUCCCGGGACAAUUGCAUAAAAAUUUGGGCUUUUUGAGCUCAGUUAAGUCCAGACAGUUGCAAUACAGUCAUGCUAAAAAUUUCAGGCCCUAUGGGGCCCAUAUUCCCAAGUUUUUAGCAAAAACAGCAGCCGUGUCUAUCAUUUUGAAACACCCAAAAUUUGGAAAAUCUUUUGUGUAGUAGUGCAAUUACAGUGCAAUGAGAAAAUUUAUUUGUAGGUUUAGGUUUUCAAACCUCCUCUUUCAACCUGUUAAGGUUUCGUAUCCGUCAACUGAACCCCGACACCGCAAUUGAAAAUUUUGUAGGCGUGUCUAUUAUUUUGAAAUGGAGUGUACAUUUAGUAUCGGCUUGAGCUAUUUCUCACACUUAUAUGAAACAUUUUGUAAAAUUUUGCAUCUAAUAUCAAGUAUAAUAUAAUUUUUUGAUAAUUUCUCCCUAUUCUUUCAGAGUCUCGUCCUCUGCGAUAACCCUCCGGGAUUCCGGACUCUCCAAGAACUGAAGAAACGUUUCCCCAAGAUCGACGCCACCUAUCGACCAGUCGUUCAACUGCCUUUGCCCCGAGAGCCAAUGAACUUCAGUGGCUGUGACGAACGAGUCUCUAAAACUGUCGACUUACUUCGCGACAUCAGGAAAGGAAAUAUCGUGUUUGUUGGACAUGACUCUUCGAUAGCGUCAGUGAUUUGGAACCUCGCGCAUAAGGAUGUUUACCCAGGCCAAGCGACGAUCACCGUGUUCAAAGAGGUCGGCGGCAAGGUGGAGAUGAUCGAACAGUGCUCAACAAAACAUCUCAAAGCAACGAACAAAACGCGAUUUACUGGCUAA